Messenger RNA from Acipenser ruthenus (sterlet), 9353 nucleotides. Its product is annotated as inhibitory synaptic factor 1. NCBI's taxonomy places the organism in Eukaryota, Metazoa, Chordata, Actinopteri, Acipenseriformes, Acipenseridae. Gene Ontology annotation, cellular component: postsynaptic density. The coding region runs from base 1385 to 2218 and encodes 277 amino acids. The transcript is spliced from 2 exons. The record is from RefSeq and is a predicted model, not a curated record. Gene Ontology annotation, biological process: inhibitory postsynaptic potential.
ACUGCAAUAGAAGCCACAGGGUGUCUAAUGUUAUGCAUGUUUUAGUGCAGUUCGCGGUUAGUCACUAGCAAUAGGUUGUGGAGAUAGGAGCAGAAUAAUCUAUAUCGAUACGGUAGCUAUACUGAGGAUAAGGUGGUUUGCGAAGAAAGGGUUUUAAAAGCAGCAUAUUUGCAAAUAAUCUAUUUUAUGUUGUAUAUUGUAUAUUUAUUCUGUAUUUUUUUCAGAUGCAAGAUCCCACACCAAAAAAUAUCAACUGCAUUUCCAAGUAAGAGAACUAAAUUAUUCUGCUAAACAGCCACCACGGAAUUUAUACGAAUGGAUGUUUCCCCUCAAAUCACAGUGGAUAUGGGAUUUUCCUCCUCCGUUCCUGACAAGAUUUGUUUCAGGAGUCGUCAAUACUUGUCUGGAAGAAAGGAGCAGCAAAGACUGGAUUUCCUUAGCAACUGAGGAAGGAUUCUGGCUCUUUUUAUUUUGUAUUCGUUCAGUUCAUUCAAUUCCUAAAGCACUGGCAUCUGAGGGAAAUUGAAAGCAGUUCGUAGCUAAUGAAGAUAACACUGAAAAAGAGUAUUUCUGACGGCAGUCUCCGCCUUUCAUGCUUUCUUUCUCUUUUAUAGCAGCAUAUCUGGAUUUUGAUUGAUAUUGCUUUAUAAUGCAUCAAAUACGUUUUUAUGUGGAAUAAAGAAGUCUGUGAUAAAAUAAAAGAUGCAGAUUUCUUUGCUUCACUUCAUGAAAAUACAGGGCAAAUUACCGAACUGCCAUAAGAAGUUGCGAACGAAUUCCAGUCAUCAUGUAAUGGCUAAACAUCUCGGCUUUCUAUUUUCAGUAUUUAAAAAAUAAAUAAAAAACAAACCGUAGUCUGUUCUAUAGGGAACAUCUAUAACUGUUCCAGUAGAAAUCUGAGGGAUAUCUGCUCCUUUUCGGGAAUUUUUCAUUUGCAGGUAAUUAUGUAGGCAGCCUCCCGGGCAGUAGGAUUGGUGCGAUCGACCAGGAAACCAGAGGGACACAGUUAAAUGGUCUUGUUCCAGCCACUGUCUACUCUGGAUAACUAUAAGCACUGAUACCAGGGUUAUGUAAAAAUAAAAUGGCAAACAUUUACAGUGGGGGUUUAUAAAUAUUUAUAUCCACACAUUCUAUUCAAGGCGGAUUGCUUGCUUGAUUUUUUUUUUUUUUUUUUUUUUUUUUUACUUGAAUUCUUCUUAAUCGGGGUCCAGUGUGAAAGCGUGGGGUUGGGGCUGAUGGCAUGGAUUUGUAAGCUUUGCUGCAAGAGCUCUUAAAAUGUUGAGAUCUCGCUGUGCUGCCGGGGCUCCCGUUCGGAUCAGCGAGGCUCACGGCGAGAGAAAUGGACCCCUCGGCUCCCCCCAGCGCCCCCGCUGCCUUGUGAAGGAUGUCCAUCAGCAGAGCACCGGCCCGGGACAGCACUGAGACCCCCGGCCAGAGAGAGAGAAUCCGCAGCCGCAUGAAAAUGGUGAUCGACCAGCUGGAGGGGAUCCUCAGGGAGCUGAAGGAGGUGGCCAGGGAACUCCGAGAGGUGGUGGGGCAAAUAGACAAGCUGACGUCAGACUUUGAUUUCGAACUGGAGCCAGAUGACUGGACGGUGGCCACAGUGAGCAGCACGUCCAGCAGCGAGAGGGGGCUCGGAGACGCGUUCGGACGGCUGGACUUCCUCACCCCGGAUGUUCUCUCUGACAGCUGGGAAUUCUGCAACUUCCUGGAGACCCCGCCCCCGACGGCUGCAGAGAAGCCGGCUGCCAAGGCGACGGCGACGGUGAGGGCAGAGCAGGCAGCCUAUGCGCAGAUGAACGGCGGUAUUAUCCCGAAUGGGCCUUUGGUUGUCACACCAGAUUCUUCCAGCGAGGAGGCCUCCACUCACAGCCACAAGAACUCCAGGACACCUGGGACCCGCGAGCGGGUGCGAUUCAGUGAUAAAAUCCUCUACCACGCCCUCUGCUGCGAUGAUGACGAGGAAGAGCCUGAGUGCGGGCCCACAGCAGAGACGGACAGUGAGCACAGCCAACCACCAGCCUCACCACCGCCUUCUGCCACCCAGACUCUCAACUGUCACGCCCCUUCCUCUCCAGUUGGGGCAGCAGCUAAACAGGGUUCAAACCCAGCCCCCCUGAAAAAACAACUGCGGAAUAGCAGUACGCAAACUGUGGCAGACAAAAGCACCCAAACAGUGCUGCCCUAUGUCCCAGCCAAACAGAAAACGAAGAACUGAAAGGACAAACAACUUUAUUACAUUAAAUGGUAUAGAUCCAUAGAUCAUUAAAUCAAUGCAUUAAUAAAUAAAUAAUAUAUGGAAAAUCAUUUGACUACCUAAAAUCAUUCUGAGGCUCAGGGAAUUACAAAUAUAAUUAAAAUGUUUUGAAAGAAAAGGGGACCUGUUUUAAUGCAAUAUUUUUAUCACAGCAUCCUUCUAGCACCCUGAUGGGAUUGGGAAAGCCAGUGAUGUCACUAAUUGAGAUUUGUCAGGCUGGAACACAUUGGUUUGAAUUCUAAUUCCAUUACCCUCUGCACAUAACUGCAUGUACUUGGUGAGUACAGGCAUUACUAAAAUGAAAGCAUGUAGUCACAGUUUAAGGGUUUCCAGGAAACAAUGGGCAAUAAUGUUACAUUUGUCCCUGUUGUCUUGGAAAAUAGCUCCAGCUCAUUACUCUUGAAUCGAAAAACUUACUCAUAUGAAUCCCUGGAUAUUGUUUUUUUUUUCUUCUUUUCCCAAUUAUAACAGCUGUUUACAAGCAAACCAAAAAACAGAGAUCCAUGUAUAGUAGCUUUAACCUUCCUGUGAUUCAUGGAACAGGUUUCACUGGUUAACCUUGGGGAGGUCAAGUAUUAUCAACAGCAGACAAUGGUAUGGAUCAAUAAAGACUAAAACAGCUGUUAGUACCUUUUAAAGUGCACGUCCAUUCAAUGUGGAGAUCUGAAAUGUGCAGUUUUGAAAGACAAACUUGUUUAUUGUUAUCUGGUUGUAAACUAGGUUAAUAAAUCUCUAUUUGCAAGCCAUGCUUUCAAAGAGUUGCAUUGACUUGGUCAUUUCACCUGGAGGGUGGAAUUGUCCCUUUCAAUGGCAUCUUUCUUAUCAUUACCCAACCAGCUUUUCUCCUAUUGACCCCCCCGAAGACACUGCUGAGGUGUAAUGGCCUUGGAACGGCAAUUGAUUUCCUGAGAGAAAGGCAUGGAAGCAAAACACUUUAUUUAACCUAAUGAAGUACCAGAUGUUGAUUGAAACAUGUGUUUCUUUUCAAACUGCACAUCUGAGAACAACAGUAUGUAGCUAAUGGAAGUGCACAACAGGUCACUAUUUGGUUAGCCACAAUCACUUUAACAUUGUAAGAUGAGCUUUCAGGCUUCACUAUUAGAUCAAGAUGGCAGAUACAAUGUAUUAAAUCCAACCCACAAAGCCAAUGAAAUCAUUAUUUAUACCUUUUGUGCUCUGCCAUUCCUUAAAGCUCCAGUACCAUAGUUUAAGCUUCGUAAGGCCUGAUUCUGAGGAAAUGCGGUCACACAAACAUAAGACCAAAGUGCUUUAAAUUUGGCUGGACUGAGCCGUCUCCUUCAUGCUGUGAUUUUGAAGGGAGUUUGAGCUGGGCUGGCGCUGGAGGAAUUCUGUUAGCGCUGACCAAUGAAGAAAGAGUGGGAGUCAGAAGCUGCCAGCAAAUCAGGAGCACCAGACAUUCCCUUUAAGAAAACGAUAGCCUAGCAGUUUCCUUUGAUGCGAUUUUUAUUCAACAAAAAGCUGUUUAUAUAUAUGUGUGUGUGUAUAUAUAUUUAUAAAAUGGGUUGGGAGAUAUCUGCAUCCUGACUGGCUGAUAAUGAUUGGUCAGCACAAACAAAAAAUAAUAUGGACUGGAAAACUGAUUCUAAGACUAAAAUAAACACAGUUUUAAGAAGUUUCUUUGCUGAAGUGAUAACAUCAGCUGGCACACAGUAUUCAGUUAGCAGCUACACAAGCUUGCGAGCUGGCCUGAAUAGUUUUUUAAAUUCUCCCACAGUGAGAUGAUCUAUAAACAUAAUUUCAGAUACCCACUUUAAAACAGCAAACAGCGUCUUUACUUCUGUCCUGAAAACACGCGACAACAAAAAGACAAAAAGUCACAACAUCACCCUGCUGUAUCCCAAACAGACUUAAACAAACUUAAGUCAUCAGUACUCAGGACGCAAAUAUCUCCCAAUCCAUUUUAUAAGGUAGUUUAAGAAGCUAUUGGGCACCAGCUGAGAAAGACAGGAAGUCCUGGAGUUACAUCCUCUCUGGAGUACAGUCGUCAACUCGUAAACAAGAAACAAACUCCCCUACUCACCAAACAGUGCCACCUACUGUCCAACUGUGUAACCAGCCAUUUAAUUUAGAAAACUACACUCCCUGGUAGAGUCAACUUCAUGAGACAAAUACUGAAAAUAUUCUGAUAAUUUAUUUAAUGUAUUAGAAUUUAUUUAAUUUAUUAUUAAAAAUAAUUUGUUUAUCUAUUAAAUUAAUUGGAACUAUUACAUUCAUUGGAACUAUUUUUCCUAGCGUAGUAGUAUAUUUAGGAAAAAAUAAACCUAUAUUCAUUUUUAAAUAAAAAUGUGUCUAUCUUUAUUUCUAAAAACUAGUAACCCAUUUUAUAAGCGCAAUACAACACUCCAGAGUGUUGGCUGUGCUAGAAUAACCACACUUCCAGGGGUAAAGGCACUCGGCUUGGAUAUCAUUGUUAUGUAUUCACAAGACAGAAUUUAGUGAUCAGAAACGACACUUUAUUGUUACAACCAAACAGACACAUAUGUCCCACUAACUCUUUUAUGACUGUCGUCAAAAACCAGCUGCCUCAAUUUACGGUAGCUAUUGCAACAGUCCAUAACGUAGCGGUGCUGUACGACUGCAUUAGUUUAAAACUGAACAGAGCAACCAUGUUAACAACAACAACAACAACAGCGGAAUGGGCAAAAGAUGUAGCAAAGAAUCCCACAGCAUAAGCGCAUUUAACAUUAAUAACUGUAUUUAAACUGAGAUUAUUAUUAUUAUUAUUAUUAUUAUUAUUAUUAUUAUUAUUAUUAUUAUUAUUAUUAUUAUUAUUUCGAUGUUUCCAGUACUGAAAAAGGUUACACAAGUCUACAGAUCUGAGGGGCCAAAAUGUAUGUGUACUAUGUAGUAUUUAAGUAUGUACCGUGCACUUAAAACAUUAAUAUAUGUGAUUUUUCUCUUUUUUUUUAAAUCAUCAAAAUCCAGGUAUUUUUCACGACAGGUACCCAGUUCCGGAUUUUCUACCUGUGCCUUUUUGUUCUAGGGGAUAUAGUAUACUGGUAGUCCAUACUAGUGCAACACAUUUCUCAGUAGAUGCUAAUCCACCAUAUUUGUGAAUCUAAAUCUGUACAUCUUGCAGCAAACUGAUGUUGUCUUUUGGAGUACAUUUGUGGAACCUUUUUCUUUUUCAUUCUUCUAAAACAAAUCUUUUUUGUCCUUGGUAGGUACCCAUGAUAGAUGCUACUUAAGGUUAGGACAGAAAAGUCUAGGCUUAAAGCAAUCAGAUAUCUUUCUGUGCUUUGCAAAGGGCUUCGUUAUUUAUUUAUUUAUUUAUUUAUUUAUUACAAGGCUGCAUUUUUUAAUUUGUAGUACCUUCCAUAUUUUCUUUUAUAACCUUGCAUAUAAAACAACUAAACUAUAAAGCAGUAUCAUUUUAUGAGUCAAAUGGCAAUAAUUUGAAACGUUAAUAAAUGGUGUCACUUCAAAAAAUACUGAAUGAAGUAUGGUAUGCUUAUUAUUUCCUAUUUGGUCAAAAAAAGCUUGCCAGAGCUGCUUCCAGCAGAUCUCAGUUAUUCGUAAAGAAUUGCUUGGUACGGCCUUAGUUAUAGUAGAAAAUUGCACAAGGUUACGUCACAAACAGUAUAUUCACUGCUGAAGUCUUGUGAACAUAAGGUACAGCUUUCAGACAUGUUUCCAUUAAAUCAGCUGUGAAUUUGAGCAGUUUUUUGUUUUUAUUUUUUCGUGUGGGAAGGUGAUUUACCCACCCUUUUAAGUCAUACAAUGUUUUGGCUGUGCACUUCCUCAAUGGAGAGAGAAUUUGGAGUUUCUAAACUGCAUGUAAACCCUGCCAUUGACUCCAAUAUUGGGCAGCAAUAGGAAUUUGAGACAUCAUAUUUAUCCUUUUUGUGAUCAAACAGGAUGUAAAGUUCACCUGGUGGCAAAAGGCUGCAAUGACUCGAUUCUAAUCCUGUCAGUCAUUAGGGGCAGCCGCUGAUCUCUUUCAGUAUGAAGGCACUUUACAGAAAGACUACCCUAGGAUAAGCAAUUCAACAGUUUCAAUGUCUUGGGUAUAGACACACAUAUUAGUAUAUCAGAUUCGUUACUACUGUCCUGUACUAGAAUAUAUUCUUAGACCUGUAUACAGGUCUUGGUGUUGAAAGAGUUAAUACCAAGGGAAUAUAUCAGAAGGGCAAGGGCAGCCUGGGAACUUGAGUUUUUGUAAUGAAAAUAAGUACAAUGGAGACCCUUCCCCAUUUAGAGUGGACUGUCUUGUAUGAGCCAAGAACAUGCAGAGAUGCAGCUGAAUGACAUCAGGAAGCCCAAGCAGAUGAACAGUUCUUGAGUAAUUAAAAGUACUGUCUCAAUAUAUGUUUUAAAGUGGCAGUACGGUAGCUAACAAAAUAUUUGCAUAAAUCUUUCCUGUCAUGCAGUUUAGAAUGAAACAUGAUAUGGCCCGCAUGUAUUUUCAUUUUAAAACAUGACAUCUGGUACUAUACUAGGUUAAAGAAAGUUCUUAUUUCGCUUGCCUUGCUCUCCAGGAAAUCCAUUCUCCCUGACAGUUCACCUCAGCACAGUCCUCGUGGUGAACCAUCUUACUGGCUGCAAAGUAUGCCAGUCAUUAGGGGAAGCAGCUGGUUGGUUACUGACAGAAAAGAAGGCCCUGAAAGGAUGGGGAUAAUUUCACUGUUCAGUUGACAUGAGGAAAGUAGUACAAGACUAUCUGAAAUCUGAUUUCUUUAGGACAAUGUUGCACCAGAUAGCAUGUUUUAAAAUUAAAUUAAUUUUGUAUGCAGCAAUCACUUUAAAAUAAAUGUUUGCUAUGAUAUGUGUUUUUAUAACCCCAGGUUGGCAGUGCAAAUUAUGGUUUAAAACACAAACUGGCAGCUUCUCUGACGAUUCUCUGACCAAGGGUGAUCUAAAUGUAAAGGGAGCUGAUAUAGCUUUAAAUUGAAUCAGAACAGGCACAAAUGUGAUAAUGCCUUUUAAAUCCUCUGCAAAGUUACUGGGGAAGAAAUUGUCCUUCAAUUGCUGGAGAUAGAUUAAAUGAAACUCAGCACGAAUACUCCAUUGGUCAAAUUGAUCUUUCAGGUCAUUUGGUAGGCUUUAAGUGACCUUCAUGUAGGUCCAACAUUUAAACAUGCUUGCUCAGUGAGUUCUGAAUGCCCAGUCUUGGAUAUCUAUGUUUAGAAUAUUCUAGAACAAUACAUUAUAGGAAAAGUCAGACUGCUUACUGAAGGACAAACACACAGAGAAGCACCUGUUUUUAAUGAAUCCUGCUUCCAUAUUGCUACGGCAUUGUAAUAAUCCCAUAGCUGACUUGUGACGAAUCUGCCCACAGAGAGCAGGAUCAUUUUGCAUAUAUAAGACUGCCUUCAGGCAAUUAAGUUUUGACACAGUGUUGGGACUUGAGCUUUAUUUCAAGAAUAAUUAAAACUGACAAGUGAAGACAAAGGGAACUGGCAACAAAUGAUAAACAAGGCAUAGUUAAUUGGGGGUUAAAAAGCUAAUUAUUGGGGGGCUAAGUGGUGCAUACUGAACAGUGGGGUAGUUCACUAGCUUCACCUCCUUCCAGGGCUUGAAUCCAUCUGUUUACGUCAUAAGUGAACCUUUGGCCACGUUUCCACAUGCUCGUUUGCUCAGCCCUGCAACCUUAGUUCCCGUGCCUGUGGCUCCCUGUUUUUACACACCCCGUCCUGCUGUCAAUCAAGGCCGAGCAGCCUGGUUCUGAACUGAGGUAGCAGAUCCGUGUAACUGUCAAACCUGGCAGCACUUUUAUUACAAGAGAAAAAAAAAAACGUGUGCAGCUAUAGCUUUAGACCAAUAAUGAGGGAAGUGAGCAGCUUUUGUAUUUAUAUCAUUAUUAAUCCUAAAUUAAUUUAUUGUAUGUCUUAUUAAACAUUGAGUGGACCAAACCAUUAAUAUCUGUUUGAUAAACACAAUGAAUUAGUUCAGGAGAGCUUUUGUCCAAUAUAAAUACAUUUUUGACACUGGUACAUUGAGAUAAAGCAUGUGUCUCUUUUAUGACUGAUGAUUUCUGCACUAAACUUUACCAGAGAGCACAAUGUGAUGGAAUAAUAGACUCCAUUACCUCUACUACUAUGUUUCGGGUCUAUUUGACCCGACACUGGUUUUCAUUGACCUUAAAUUUGACUUUUUGUCCCCCUAUAAUAUUUUAGAACAUUUCCUAGGUUGGUCACAAACUUAUGAAAUAAAAACAUUCAGAUGUUUAUUUUUAUCUGAUAACUGAUCUUGUAUACAAACAUAAUGCUGAGGUAUUUAUAUAUGUAGCUUUGUAUGCGUGAAGAAAAUAAAAUGCUUUCACUUGGUGUUUAUUAUUAUUAGUAUUCUGAUGAUGAUGAUGAUGAAUGUUGAUGAUGAUGAAAUGGUUGCUCAUAUCUAGUAGAUGCUAAUCUCUGCAUGUAACAGCAGCUCUCUGAUAAAGAGGUUAAACAAUUAGCAGUUGCAAGUACAAAGACAUUUUAACAGAGACAGUGAAGUGGAAGAGGAAGUGGACGAAACUGGACCAAUAAUGAUAUGAUCCUGAUUACAAUUAAUCAUUCUCUGAUGAAUCUGAAGAUGCUUUCCCUGAUUUCCCUGGAGAUGUUGGACAAGGCACUAGUGACAGCCCUCAUUCAAAGAAGAUUAGGAUUGCCUAGAGCUCCUGCAGCAAUUGCUCUUAUCCACAAUGUUCAGGCAGAAGGAGCCAGUGCAUCUCUGCCUGCAGCAACUGGCAUGGGCAAAAAACAUGCAAGAUGCCAUUUCGUCUACUUAUCCAUCAUGUGUGCUGUGACCUCACAGCUCUGUCCUGCAUUUACAGAUCAUUCAUCCUGGACAGAUAUUAUGUUUUGUUUUGUUACAAAUAACACUUUAUGUGCUAAUUUUGUAUAUAUCCACAUUUAUUGGGACAUUUAUAAAGAAAUGCUAAUGAAAAUGAAUGUACCAUAGUUAUAAUAAGUACAUACUUCAUGAAAAAAAAAUGCUUUACAUACUUGAAAUUCUGCACUAUGCUCAAGCUUCGUUCAUUCCCUUCUCCAAAUAUUAAGAUACAAUACAACUUUGGUUUCUGUAAUUAAAUAUAUCUUUGAGCUUAUUAUAAUGAGAGUUUACAUUCAUUUAUAAUAUUUAAAAAAGAUUA